This is a messenger RNA of Heterobasidion irregulare TC 32-1, 1370 nucleotides long. RefSeq lists its product as uncharacterized. The transcript is spliced from 5 exons. NCBI's taxonomy places the organism in Eukaryota, Fungi, Basidiomycota, Agaricomycetes, Russulales, Bondarzewiaceae. Bases 570 to 1370 code for a protein of 266 amino acids. The record is from RefSeq and is a predicted model, not a curated record.
GCUAUUGUCGUUUUGCUUUUGUUCGGGAACGAAAAUACAACAACAAUGCUGUCACCUUGGCUUUGGCCGGCACACUCCCUGGGCCUACGGCAUCUUGCUUUUGUGGCUUGUGGCUUUGGCUGUGACUAGGAAUAUAAUAAGGGCUCUCUGUGGCCAGGUCUUGCUUUCAACCAACCAUCUUCCCUUGGGAUUCUCUUCUGUACACGCCUCGUCGUCGUGGUAGUCUGUGACCGACGUGCUUUUGUGAUUCGUGAACACUCGAGGUGUUCUGUCCUCUCUCUCCCUCUCUCUAACACUUGCUAGAUCCUGGUCUCGUCGCUCUUUCGCGAACGUUGUCGUUGGCGCCCUUCUAUAUCAUUCGCGAGUUCGCCGGUCUCCUGUAGAUCUACCCAUCUGUCCAUCUACAUCAAUUCACACGUGUAUACGCUCAGUAUCACCUAUAUCCUAGCUCCGUACGACAACAAUCUGGUGCCGGUCCACCUCACGCCUACGCCGUUCAAGCCAUCUUGCCGCCCAGCGCCCCAUCUUAAUACAACCAGCUCCAUCUCCACUCUUCAACAGCAUCAAAAAUGCUUCCUCCUCGCGCAUACAUCUUCAUGUUUCUCAACGGCGUACGCGCGUUGUCAAUCAUCGCAUGCAUCCUCGUGUUUGCGAGCAGCAUCGUGACAUUGGUGCACGAUGUCGAGGCCGUGAACAAGUUCAUCGUUGCUGGAAAGGCGAACGCGACUGAGACAGGGCUGUUGGAUUGCGAUUAUAUCGCAGACAGCACAGUGCCGAACCAGCCCGCAGGCGCGUUCUGGGCAGUGCUCAACCGACUGCUCAUCAUCUGCCAGAUCAUCCUGCUCAUCAUGUCUGAGGUCGGCUGGCCGCAAAAGUUCUUCAGUCGCUUUUUCCCCGUGCUCGGCUACGACUUUGGUCUCGGUGCGCUCGGCAUCAUCCAGUGCUUGAUUGGCGCAGCCGUGCUCUCGCACCACGUCGACGACUUCGCGCUUGUCUCUGCCUUCUUCCUCUUUUCACUCGGAUGCCUCAACAUCCUCCUCGGCCUCAUCUUCCGCGAACACGCGAAAUCCAAGCGCUCGAUCUUCUCGUGGCGCGAACACGCCCACAGCGGGCUCCCCACCACCGUUCAGCGCGCCACGUCGACCGCGUCCACGCUCACCGCCGUCUCGACGGGCUUCGGCUCUGCUGCGGCGGAGCAGAACGCGGAACGGUGGGGCACGUUCGGCUUCGGCAGGCAGGGCGAGAAAAAGGCGGGGCUCAAAGGUUUCUUGCUCUCGAAGCCGUUAGAGACCCUCCCGAAGUAUGCGCCCUCCCAUGUGUCGACGCGGCCGGGCCCGAGGUCGUUCGAGUCAGAUUCGACGGCCGUAUGA